UAUUUGGUUACAAUAUAUUAUAACCUGGCAAAGUGUUAAAACCGAUAAACUGUUAAGAUAGAUUUUAACUGAUUUUAUCCAUAGCAAAUUAAUUGAGGGAUACAAACACAACAGUUCACAGAAAACAUGGCGUCCACUGCAAGAUCUCAGAAAAGUAAGAAAUCUAUGUUAUCAGUUGAAGUUGAGUUCCCUUGUGGACCAUGUAAGGCAGACAACAAGAAUCUUGAAGCAUUUGGUUUUUGCCAGUUCUGUAAACACUACCUCUGCAAAUCUUGUUAUAGCUAUCACUCAAAUCUUGGAAAAAUUCACAUCUUACUUGACCGGGAAACCAUGCCUAGAGAAGCACCCACUCCGGUUUUAACCUCUGACCCGUUGGUUGAAACAUGUAAACAACAUAAACACAAGACAAUAGAAUUAUACUGCAAGAACCAUGAUGAAGUUUGUUGUGUUAUAUGCGCAACAAGCAAGCACAAGCCAUGUGAGUGUUUCUACAUUCCAGAAUACACGGAACAAUUAACACAAUCACCGGCUGAAGACUGCUCCCUCAUUCUUAAACUUAUCAAGGCUCUGAUUGGACAGUUUGAAAAUGUACGAUCAGAGUCAGCCACACGCCUAAAAGAUCUGGAUCGCCAAAAGCGUGAAUUUAGCAUGGCCGUCAGAAAGUACAGGAAAGAGAUAGACUUUGCUCUAGAACAACUCGAGAAACAGGUCAUUAGUGGGAUGAAACAAGUUGUCGAUAUAAAUACCAAAGAAAUAAAUGAUAACAUCACAAAAUGUGACGAGGCACUUAAAGCUUUGAACGAAACAGUAACCGAUGCUGAAAUGGCAGUGGAAUCAAGUGGAACCAACAGGGUGUUUACACUUUCUAAAAUUAGCAACAAAUUACUACAAGAAAAUAAUGUAGUUCUGAAAUCAGUGCGUUCUGGUAGUGUAAAUUAUGAGAUAAAAUUUGAAGAAAAUACCGAAAUUCUGAAAAACAUUCGUAAAACCAAACAAUUCGGCAAAGUUUCAGUUAAGAAGGAACAAGUAAGAUUUGAAGAUGAACAGUUAGAGAAAGGUACAGAAAAUGAUAAUAAACGUAAAAGUCCAAAAAGUGCCAAAAGUGCCGAUAGUUCUUAGCAUGUAUAGAAAUUAUUCAUUGUUGAAUCAAUGUUUUGAGCAAGUAUUCUUCAUAAAACAAAAACACACAUCCUCAUUAGUACGAGUGUUUUAGGCUAUUUGUGAAAUAUAUUUGUGAUGCAUGCGAGACUGUUUUAGUUCACUACACUAUAUUCUAUUGCAAACAAGUUAAUAAGUUUACACAUACUGAACAAUCUUAUAAGGUUAUAAUUAUGUUAUUUCACUCUUUUGCCAAUGUACAUGUUUCAAAAGAUAUAUUAUAUAAAUUUAUUUGCACCGAUUUUAUUGCCACAUGGUCUAUUGUUAUUUGAGAAAACUGCAUCUGCCAGUAUACUUAAUAUCAAAACGGUAUUCAUUUAUUUUGCAAAAUUUUGAUAUAAUGCACAAAGACCAAACAAUUUCAUCGAAUAAUAAUAAUUCAUUAAAUUUAUAUCAACUUUAUACAUAUAUAUGUAUACUCUUUUAACAUGAUUCCUGGUCUCAAAAACUUUUGUAUAUACAAGAACUGUCUAAGAAUCAUUCUAUUCAUGAAAUGUUAAACAAUACCUUAAAAACAUGCAUGCAAAAUCUAUAAUAAAAACUUGAGCAAUUUUUAAACAGUGGAUUGUUAUUUUAAGUACACUUUAGUUGAAAUGUCAAAAAGUUUAA
This is a messenger RNA of Ruditapes philippinarum (Manila clam), 1767 nucleotides long. Its product is annotated as E3 ubiquitin-protein ligase TRIM33-like. Gene Ontology annotation, cellular component: nucleoplasm; chromatin. Gene Ontology annotation, molecular function: ubiquitin-protein transferase activity; zinc ion binding. The transcript has 2 exons. Lineage: Eukaryota; Metazoa; Mollusca; Bivalvia; Venerida; Veneridae. Gene Ontology annotation, biological process: positive regulation of DNA-templated transcription. Bases 127 to 1119 code for a protein of 330 amino acids. The record is from RefSeq and is a predicted model, not a curated record.